AAUUGUAAUGAAGCAAUUGUGGAACCCCUCUAGAUCGAUCCCAAUUUUGUUGGAUAUCUUUACCCGUAUAGGUCUUACGAUAGACCUAGCAAGCGAUUAGUUAGAGGAAUAAACAUUUAAAACACGAUUAAAGACAAAUCUGAUAAUUUUUUUUGGUAUAGGACGCCUAAGCGAGCAUUUUUUUACUGGCAUUUUUCUUCUCAAUAGAAGUGCGCGUGCGGAUUGGCGCAUACUGGACUAAGUAAGAGAUAUUUUCGAUACUUAAACACCGCCGAUCAUGUACGAAGCGCAGAUUUUAUGAGAGUAAGCGUUUUUAAUUAAACGAGGAAUGGUGAUUCAUGAAAGCAUCUUGUCCGCUCGUGUUUGAAAAAAAAAGAUGGCAAAGCCAAACGAUAAGGCAGGUGAUGUGUACGUGAGGCAGAGAGAGUCGUUUCUGGCCGAGCUCGAGCAAUUCCACAGAAUUCGAGGUACUCCGUUCAAACGCGUUCCCAUUGUUUCGGGAAAAGUGAUCGACCUCUAUUCUCUUUACAAUCGAGUAACAGCUCUGGGAGGAUGGCAAAAGGUACACGAAUCUUCUAAAUGGAAAGAUAUACAAAGGUACUUUCAUGUACCUAAAGCAUGUGCAAAUGCGGCAAUAGCUUUAAAAUAUAUAUACAUCCGCUACCUACAUUUGUACGAGCGUCUCCAUUAUCAUGGUGACGAUGUGGACAAUAAAAAUGAAGAUGAUGAUACAGAGGCUCCAAGUGUAUUUAGAUCUCGACGUGCCUGUCAGCAAGCCGAAGUACCCCAAGUUUAUCAUGAACGAAUGCAUCAAAUUGAACCUACAAUACGCACAACUCAUGGUUUAGCUGCAGCUUGGUCGCGAUCACCAUAUCACAAACUCGAACUUUCGUUGCUAUCAGGACUCCCAAAUGAAGUCGAUUUUGCCGUAAAUAUUCUUGCUUUGCUUUCGAACGAUUCUCGACACUCUCUUCGACUCGAGCGUUGUCCUACUUUGCCCCGACUUUUGUUAGCGCAUGUAAGUGUAUAUGCUACAGAUGAUGAAGGAGCAUUAUCUGCUCUUCAUGACCUUACCUGGUCAAAGUUAAGUGGCAGAGACUUCACCCAAUUUUGGAAAGACAGUCUGGCCCAACAAGAUAUCCUUUCUCUCUUACAGAAUGAGGAACCUCCUAUAAGACUUUCACCAAGAAAGUCUUGUGCAAACCGACCAAGUGGAUCUCGUGACAAAGAAUUACAGCGGGUUGUUCAAAUAGCUGGUAUUAUUCGAAACCUCUCGUUUGAACCAUUAAAUGCCGCUGUGCUUAUGAAUGAAUCCGUUGUGAUUAGGUUUUUAUUGCUUUGUGUUAACGCAAAACAGCCCCAAGUUCGCCAAUUAGCUUUUGAUACUCUAACGCAUGUCGGAUCAUUAAUACGUUUGGACCCUCAUAGUUCAAAAACAAGAUUAAUACUCCGUACAGUUUCUUUCUGCAUUGCUUCAUCAGACAGAGCAGAAAUUAUUGGGGGACUAGAACUUCUAUCAGCUUUGUGUCAGCAUGAGGAAAAUGAUGAUGUACUCAGUGAACUACUCGACACAGACGUUUAUACUCAUAUGGCGAGAUUGAUUCUCGUUGCCGAUAUCCACCUACUUAUUGCAACAUUGGAGGCUUUACUGCAGCUUUCCGAAUUAGGCCAUGCGGCAGCCACUUUUGUUGCUAAUGCCCAAUCAUUAGUGGACACUUUAUGUAAUCUCGUAACCAUGGAAGCCCAGGCACUUGGAUCUUCAGCUAUCAUCAAUUUGCGAGUUGUUGAACAGCAGGUAACUGUCACGGAACCUACUUCUUCUCCAACGAGAAAUACUCUUGUUCCUAGUUGUCUACCUCAUCAACAGAAUAAGUUACCAACAACUCCUGCUUCUGUUACAAUAGUUAACUCAAAUAUAAGAAACAGACCUACAACUGUUGUAAGUACAAGCCGUUCUCAGCAACUUCCGCCCCCUCUCCCUCUACCACAAAUGGAUGGAGAAAUAUUGGCAAGGAAUUGGUUGCAAGCACAUUAUGAGUAUGUCGAAGACAGCUCAUCGGCUAUAGCCCAUGCCGACUUAUAUCAAGCUUAUUUGGCUGGUGCUAAUGUAAACCAUAUUCGAAAUCCUGUCACAUCCAACGUGUUUAUAACAUGUGUCAGAGUAGCUUUUCCUUCUCUAGUCCUUCGAUCCGUCGACAAGCGAAACGGUCACAGAGACAUUCAAUAUAUAGGCCUUCAGAAACGCGCUGCCUCUCUACCAUUUCCUCCUCAACUCGAGAGAAGCGUUUGUAGCUCACCACCUCCAAAAACUAAGCGGACUACUCUUUCGAAUGGUCACUCUAGUCCAAUUAACUUCGGACAAGCUAAACUUGAACAGACUCCUGUCAAAGUGAACAAUGUAAAAAAAGAGAACGAAGAAGCAAUCGGAUCCAACGGACCAUUUACCAAUGUUGUAAAUGGUGUUUACAAACGUAUGGUCAACGGAGAAUGUGAUGUUCUGAAACAGAACGGUUUUCCACAGGUAGACGGCGCUGGAGAUGAAAAAGAAGAAAAAAGACCAGUCGAUAUAUUAUCGCAAGCCGCGAGUGUCAUUUUUAAUGAGGAACAACCUUCUCCUCCGCCAGUAUCUUUCGUUUUAGUCGCACCGGCUCAAUCUGCUCCACAAACGUUUCGGAUUCAAAUGGCUCCUCAAACAACAUCCGUCGUUGCUGGAACCCAAAUUGUUAGUUUCGGCACAAACAAUAUGGUGCUUCCAAUAGUACAAAAUACCGCCGCAACUGUAAUUUUACAACCUCAAGCUCAAACACCUGUUGUUGUUCGACCAACGUCCGCAACGGUCAAAAGGCCUUCGACAACAGUAGCCACCUCCACAACGAAUUCAUUUUCUUCACAAACUCAAGCAAAUGAAGCACCAAGUAAAAAGAGAGCCAGAUCGAACAGUUCAUCAUCCUCACCUUUACCUGUACCGACUGAUCAUCGUUGUGAAUGGUUAAACUGCAGUCAAAUAUUCGACGCUGGAAAAGAAUUGGCUAAUCAUGUCCUGAGAACUCAUUGUUCAGCUUUAUCCGCCGGCUGUUGCAAAUGGAAUAUCUCCUGCGACAAUUUACAUAGACAGAAAUGGUCUCUAUUACAGCAUAUUCAAGAAAAGCAUUUAAGCGAAGCUGGUUUGAAGGCAUCUCAGUUACGAAGGGCAAACCAGGGAGAAAAAGUCGCUACACCGUCCGUUUACCCCGAAAAUGCCGCCUAUCAUGCUAUUAAUCGCUUCGCUCCUAAACCUCCCUAUCCGGAAUUAAUGGAAACAAAGGAAGGACCUGUUACAAAGCAUAUCCGCUUGACUGCAGCUCUUAUACUGAACAACCUUGCCCGCUAUUCGUCCGAUGCACGCAGCAUACUGCGUAAACAUGAAACUCGUCUGGCCUACGUUUCUUUGAGUUGCGUCGAGUCAUCUUCGGCAGUCGCAAAAUGCCUGCACCAACUCGUUCGACAUGAUAUGAGCGAUGUACCAGUGGACGAGCUGAGCUAA
Dimorphilus gyrociliatus is the source of this 3523-nucleotide messenger RNA. NCBI's taxonomy places the organism in Eukaryota, Metazoa, Annelida, Polychaeta, Dinophilidae. The record is from the annotation of a GenBank genome assembly.